AUGCGCAAUCCUCCUCUCUCGGAGCCAGAUGAUCACAUGCUGGCAGCCAUGUUCAGCGGCCGAAUGCCCAUCGAGGCAGACAAGAAAGGGUUUGUGGUGAUUGACCGUGACGGGCGGUACUUCCACUACAUCCUCAACCACCUUCGCGACGGCUCCGUGCCACUGCCGACACAGCAGGCGGAGCUGGAGGCCCUGCUUGUCGAGGCCAAAUACUUUCUCCUCGCCGACCUGCAGCGUGAGGUGGAGGCAAAGCUAUGCGAGUGCGUGCUCACAACGUGCGCAGUACCCAUGGUGGUGUCUGAGGAGCACGACGCAAAGCUCGUGCAGCUGACGGGGACGGGCCUGCCCCUCGUCAAGCUUUCGUGCAACCGCAGCAUGAACCGGUUCUCGUACACGGCGACGGCUACGGAGGCCUUUUUGCGGCACAUUGAGCUGUUUGACAAGCUAGCGUCCAAGUUUCACGGGCGCAUCCUGUACGCGAAGGACGUCAGCGGACGCAACGGGCGGAUAUGCACGUGGUCGUUCUUUGGCAAAGGCCGCUUCAUCACAGAGGUCAACUGCGCCUCCAUUGUCUACGCGCCAGACAGGCGGCAGACAAAGAUUGAGUUCCCAGAGGCAAGGCUAUACGAAGAAAACAUGAACAUGCUGCUGUAUGAGCCUGGACGGCCUGACCCGGCAGAAACCCUUCCGCGCUGUAUCGAAUCCCCAGACCCAACAAAGAGAUAGUGGUACACUCGCGUGCAUACACGUACAGGAAGGCUGCACCUUUUGGCAUGAUGGCACCGCUUCCACUCCUCCUUAUUGCUGCUUGUUGUUGAUUUCUCGUGGUGUGGAGCACUUGUUGGUGGGUGGGUUAUGUGUCGUCUAUUGGUACGUCGGCAACAACACGCACACACUGCAGAAGUAAACUUGUAAACGAACGAAACACAA
Molecule: messenger RNA, 930 nt
Organism: Salpingoeca rosetta
Lineage: Eukaryota; Choanoflagellata; Craspedida; Salpingoecidae
Product: potassium channel tetramerisation domain containing 13
Exons: 4
Coding region: 1-726 (241 amino acids)
Biological process (GO): protein homooligomerization
Source: RefSeq, a predicted model, not a curated record